Fraxinus pennsylvanica is the source of this 633-nucleotide messenger RNA. Lineage: Eukaryota; Viridiplantae; Streptophyta; Magnoliopsida; Lamiales; Oleaceae. The record is from the annotation of a GenBank genome assembly.
AUGGGAUUAAGCGGUGAUAGCUUGGAGGCGAGGUCUUGGGAGGUGGGAAAAUCAGAGGGGAGGAAUAAGAAGAAUGGUGAUGCUGAGGUGAAGACUGGGUGUUGGAUUAAGUUGAGAUAUAUUGGGAGCUGUAUUUCUUCCAGAUCAAAAGUUUAUAGCUCACUUAGUGGCAUCAGCACUCACGAUCAAAAUUUGAUAGCUCACUUAGUGGCAUCAGCACUCAUGGCCCAAAAAGAAGGAAAAAAGGAUGGAGUGGAUAGUGAAAAUGGUCAUAUAAGAGAGAAAGGAAGGGUUGGGAGGAAUGAAAUGGCACUGCUUGAGGUGGUUACAGAGGAAGAUGUCAGUGAAUGGGAGGACAUGAGUAGUUUGUUAGGGAAGGAAUUUGCCAAAAAAUGGAAGGGACCGACAAGGUUGCUGCUUUUAGAUGAGCGGUACUCGAAUAUCAGGACUAGGGAAUUGCCUGAGAGUAUAAAGGUUUAUGCCUUGCAACACUUUGAUCUUUGCCUGUUGCUUUAUUUGUGGGCUCUUUGUAUUGAUAGGGGCGACCCUAUUCUUUUCAUAGUUAUGUUUAUCAUGGUUACUCUUAAACUAUUAGACAUGAAAGUUAGAAUGAUUGGCAUGGAGCAGAAUUAA